This is a messenger RNA of Lucilia sericata (common green bottle fly), 4171 nucleotides long. RefSeq names its product ATP-citrate synthase (gene ATPCL). Gene Ontology annotation, cellular component: cytosol. The record is from RefSeq and is a predicted model, not a curated record. Gene Ontology annotation, biological process: tricarboxylic acid cycle; acetyl-CoA biosynthetic process; citrate metabolic process. NCBI's taxonomy places the organism in Eukaryota, Metazoa, Arthropoda, Insecta, Diptera, Calliphoridae. Gene Ontology annotation, molecular function: ATP citrate synthase activity.
AUACUAUACAAAAGCAUUCAGUUUUCAUUUAACUCGUCUAAGGUGUAGAUCGAAAAAUCACCUGCUAAGUAAACACCAACGAUCAAUCGGUUGUGUUUAAAACGUUUCAUACGUGUUCAAAAGUGUGCGAACUUUGGUUUUAAAAAAAUACCAAUAUAAUAUAAAAAAAUUAAAGAAAUUUUAAACUUUGUACAUUUUUUUCUUACUUUUUGAUUGCGGUUUUUAAAAAGCUUUUUCCAAAUAUUCCAUAAAGAGGAACUUGCUUCGAUAAUCUUCAUUUAUAUAAAAGCUAUUUAAACUCAACCAUUAUUUAUUAACUACUAAACUUGUUUAUUAUUCGUUGAAAAACUUUGUUAAAAAAAGAAAAUGUCAGCAAAGGCUAUUACUGAAGCCACCGGCAAGGAUAUUUUAAAUCGUCAUUUAAACGAUAACGGCGCUGGAGUACAAACAUGCCGUUUUGCCACAGUUAACAUGAAAACCGAUUGGUCCCAAUUGGCUGUUGAACAACCCUGGCUUUUGAAUACGCCUUUGGUAGUAAAACCUGAUCAACUCAUAAAAAGACGUGGUAAAUUAGGUUUGAUUGGUGUUAAAAAGAACUUCCAAGAAGUACAACAAUGGAUUGGCGAACGCAUGAACAAAGAUCAAGCUAUUGGCAAUGCUGUGGGAAAACUAAGAAACUUUAUUAUUGAACCCUUUGUACCACAUACAGAUGCCGAAGAAAUGUACGUUUGUAUUUAUUCUCAUCGUUCAGCCGAUACCAUUCUCUUCUAUCAUCAAGGUGGUGUUGAUAUUGGUGAUGUAGAUGCCAAGGCUUUAAAGUUGGAUAUACCCGUUAAUAGUGAGGUCACUAUGGAAGAUAUUAAUGCUAAGCUCUUAACUGAAGUACCAGCUGAAAAAGAACGCAUUGCCAAAUUUAUUUUUGCUUUGUAUAAAACUUUUGCCGAUUUAUAUUUUACUUAUUUGGAAAUCAAUCCUUUGGUGGUGACAGACGACAGUAUGUAUAUAUUAGAUUUGGCGGCUAAGCUGGACUCAACCGCCGAUUUUAUAUGCCGUCCCAGAUGGGGUGAUAUUGAUUACCCACCACCCUUUGGACGUGAUGCUUAUCCUGAAGAAGCUUAUAUUGCUGACUUGGAUGCCAAGAGUGGGGCUUCUUUGAAGCUAACUAUACUUAAUAGAAAUGGUAGAAUUUGGACUAUGGUUGCUGGUGGCGGUGCUAGUGUAAUUUAUUCCGAUACUAUAUGCGAUUUGGGUGGUGCUUCGGAAUUGGCCAACUAUGGCGAAUACAGUGGUGCACCCUCUGAACAGCAAACCUAUGAAUAUGCUAAAACUAUUUUGAAUCUUAUGACCUCUUCGCCCAAACAUCCCGAUGGCAAAAUUUUAAUUACUGGUGGUGGUAUUGCUAACUUUACCAAUGUCGCAGCCACUUUCCGAGGCAUUAUUACUGCCUUGCGGGAAUUCCAACAAUUGGUUGAACACAAUGUUUCCAUUUUUGUGCGUCGUGCUGGACCUAAUUACCAGGAGGGUUUACGCAAGAUGCGCGAAUUUGGCAGUUCAUUGGGUGUUCCCCUACAUGUUUUCGGUCCCGAAACACAUAUGACUGCUAUUUGCGGCAUGGCAUUGGGUAAACGCCCCAUACCACAAACAACCAGUGCUGAAUUUUCCACUGCCAACUUUUUAUUGCCCGGUGGACAAAAUGCUCAACCAGAAUUGAGAACCUUAACUGGAGAUACUGGUAAUAAUGGUUUAGGCUCACCACAACAAUCGAUUAAACUACCACCUAUCUCGGCAGAUAAUGUUAAAACCAACGAUGUGCUUGAUAGUGUGGUCAAUGCAACAACUCGUAAAUUUUUUACCAAACAAACUAAAGCCAUCGUUUGGGGCAUGCAACAGAGAGCUGUACAAUCUAUGUUGGACUUUGAUUUUAUUUGCACGUCCGUGCCAGCCACCUCCGUUGUUGCCCUGGUCUAUCCCUUCACCGGUGUCACAAGCAGCAAAUUCUACUGGGGUCCAAAGAAAUCCUUAUUCCUGUCCUACAAGAAAAUGUCCGAUGCCAUUAAUAAACACAAAGACGUUGAUGUCAUGGUAAAUUUUGCUUCUUUGCGUUCCGCUUACGAAUCGACCAUGGAAGUUUUGGAUUAUCCACAAAUACGUACUGUGGCCAUUAUUGCCGAAGGUAUCCCCGAAAAUAUGACACGCAAAAUGAUUGUGGCUGCCAAUAAGAAUGGUGUAGCCAUUAUUGGACCCGCUACAGUGGGUGGCGUUAAGCCAGGUUGCUUCAAAAUUGGCAACACUGGUGGUAUGUUGGAUAAUAUCCUACAUUCCAAGUUAUAUAGGCCAGGCAGUGUGGCUUAUGUCUCCAGAUCCGGUGGUAUGUCCAAUGAAUUGAACAACAUUAUCUCGAGGCAAACUGAUGGUGUUUUAGAGGGUGUUGCCAUUGGUGGUGAUCGUUAUCCUGGCACCACAUUUAUGGAUCAUAUUUUGCGUUACCAGGCAGAUCCCGAGGCCAAGCUUAUUGUGCUUUUGGGUGAAGUUGGUGGCACCGAAGAGUACGAAGUGUGUGCAGCUCUCAAAGACGGUCGCAUCACAAAACCUUUGGUAGCUUGGUGUAUAGGUACCUGUGCCAGUAUGUUUACCUCUGAAGUACAAUUUGGCCAUGCUGGUUCAUGCGCCAAUUCGGAUAAGGAAACAGCUUCGGCUAAAAAUAAGGCUUUACGUGAAGCUGGCGCCUAUGUGCCCGAUUCAUUUGAUUCAUUGGGUGAUUUGGUGCAACAAGUUUAUGCUGAACUAGUUAAGUCUGGUCGUAUAGUGCCACGCGAAGAAGUACCUCCACCAACUGUACCCAUGGACUAUGCCUGGGCCCGUGAAUUGGGUCUCAUCCGUAAGCCCGCCUCUUUCAUGACCUAUUGUGACGAAAGAGGUCAAGAAUUGAUUUAUGCUGGUAUGCCCAUCAGUGAAGUGCUCAACAAGGAUGUUGGUAUUGGUGGUGUAAUUUCAUUGUUGUGGUUCCAACGCUGUUUACCUCCUUAUGUAUGCAAGUUCUUUGAAAUGUGCCUAAUGGUAACAGCCGAUCAUGGUCCAGCUGUAUCGGGUGCCCACAAUACCAUUGUCUGUGCACGUGCCGGCAAAGAUUUGGUAUCAUCUGUUGUCAGUGGUCUGCUAACAAUUGGUGAUCGUUUUGGUGGUGCUUUAGAUGGCGCUGCUCCAUUCUCCGAAGCCUAUGACUCGAAUUUACAUCCCAUGGAAUUUGUUAAUCAAAUGCGUAAAAAUGGCCAAUUAAUUAUGGGUAUUGGUCAUCGUGUCAAAUCCAUCAAUAAUCCCGAUGUGCGUGUUAAAAUUAUCAAGGAAUUCGUUUUGCAAAAUUUCCCAGCUUGCCCAUUGCUCAAAUACGCUUUAGAAGUAGAAAAGAUUACAACCAGUAAAAAGCCAAAUUUGAUUUUGAACGUCGAUGGUGUUAUAGCCACUUGUUUUGUGGAUAUGUUACGUAAUUGUGGUUCAUUACAAGCUCAGGAAUACAUUAACAUUGGCGCCAUCAACUCACUCUUUGUAUUGGGUCGUAGCAUAGGUUUCAUUGGUCAUUAUAUGGAUCAGAAACGUUUGAAACAGGGUCUUUACCGUCAUCCUUGGGAUGAUAUUUCCUAUGUCAUGCCAGAGCAAUUUAAUUAAAUAAAAACCCAUUUAAAAAUUUAGCUACAGUUCAGUCUUUAAUCAUCCUGCUGUAUGUGUGAAGAAAGGCUCAUGUUUCUUAAGGCUUAAAAAAAUAAAACAUCAAACAUCACAGGCAAAAUAAAUAAAUUAGUUUAUCUACCUUUCUCAUUGAUAUUACGUUUAUGUUCUUUUGUUCAUUACUUUUUUCAUUCCUUUUAUUUCCUCUCUUCUUUGUCAAAUUCAUUUCCCUUUAAGAAGUUAUUAAUCUAUUCUAUUUUAUUUUUAUUACAUUUUUUACACUUUAAAAGGCAUUUAUUAUUUCAUUUAAUUAUUAUUUAAAUAAUUUGUUAUUUUCCUUUUUUCAUUUUGAUACUUAAUUUGUAAAAUGAACAUUAUUACACAAUUAAAAUGUGUAAUUUUUAUUUAACAUUCUAUAAUGCUUAUAAUUAAAAAAAAUAUAUAUAUAUUAAAUGUUCUAUAUAAAAUAAAGAAAUUACACUAUUUUCAUUGAAAGUGCACUCAAAAA